Messenger RNA from Nannizzia gypsea CBS 118893, 1014 nucleotides. RefSeq lists its product as hypothetical. Gene Ontology annotation, molecular function: sulfurtransferase activity; tRNA binding. The coding region runs from base 1 to 1014 and encodes 337 amino acids. The transcript has a single exon. Gene Ontology annotation, cellular component: cytosol. Gene Ontology annotation, biological process: tRNA wobble position uridine thiolation. The record is from RefSeq and is a predicted model, not a curated record. NCBI's taxonomy places the organism in Eukaryota, Fungi, Ascomycota, Eurotiomycetes, Onygenales, Arthrodermataceae.
AUGGAUAAGUAUAAAGACGGGCCAAAAGACAGGCAGCCGACCCUCCUUUUACCGCUGUCGUUCGGUGUCUCAUCACUAUCGCUGCUUCAUCUACUAGAUGACCAGCUCGCGCACCAACGAGGGAACGAAUAUAAACGCGUCCCCUACAAACUACAUGUCGUAUCCGUGAAGUCGCCUACAUUAAAUCCCCCCGAGGAGUCAAAAUAUACCAGGCUAGAAUGUUUGAGGACUGCAUUCCCGGAGCACACCUUCACGGAAAUCCCUUUGCAUUCUAUCUUCCGCUACGACAAGAAUGUGGCAGAGUUUAUGUUGCAACAUUCCGCCAGGAGAGAAAUAAAUGACCCAUCCAUAUCAGACGAGGACCGGCUCGAGGUAUUCCGCGCUUCACUUUCCACAGCAACUUCUCGAGCAGAUUUUGAUGGUGUACUGCUGAGAAAGUUGGUUGUUGCCUUUGCGAUCUCUGAAGGCUGUGAUGGUGUUCUCUGGGGGGAUUCAGACACUCGGCUUGCGGCAAAAACUCUGGCGGGUGUUGCAAAUGGCAGAGGGACUGCCUUGCCGUGGGAGGUAUGUGAUGGCCCUACUCCGUGGGGAGUACAUUUUACAUUUCCUGUCAGGGAUAUUUUCAAGUCGGAACUAGUACAGUAUGCGUCCGUCCGGUUCCCCGAUAUACUCUCAAAGAUAGGGUCAAAGGAACCCAAAGUUUCCAAUGAGCAGGCAACAAAGAACAUGUCUAUCAGCGACUUGAUGACGCAGUACGUUGAACAGCAGGGAGAGAAGUACCCAGGCGUCAUGGCAAACAUUGUACGAACAAUCGAUAAGCUACAGCCGCCGCAAUCACAUACUGGGCUACAAUGUGUUUACUGUGGAGUGCCAUUAGAAUCAACCCAGAUGGAUCCAGCAACUCUCAGCAUACUUGAAGAGCGAGAUCUCUUAGGUGAUAAGGAUGUGAAAACCAAUCCUACCUGUUAUGGCUGCGCUAGGACCUUUCUUGAUUUCAAACAACCAGCUCCUUAA